AUGGACGUGGACAUGGACGUGGACGUGGUCAUGGACGUGGACAUGGACGUGGACGUGGACGUGGACGUGGACAUGGACAUGGACGUGGACAUGGACGUGGACGUGGACAUGGACGUGGACAUGGACGUGGACGUGGACGUGGACAUGGACGUGGACGUGGACGUGGACAUGGACGUGGACGUGGACGUGGAGGACAUGGACGUGGACAUGGACGUUGACGUGGACGUGGACGUGGACUUGGACGUGGACCUGGACGUGGACGUGGACGUGGACGUGAACGUGGACAUGGACGUGGACGUGGAAGUGGAUGUGAACGUGGACGUGGACCUGGACGUGGACGUGAACGUGGACACAGACGUGGACGUGGACGUGGACCUGGACGCGGACAUCGACGUGGACGUGGACCUGGACGUGGACAUGGACGUGGACGUGGACCUGGACGUGGACGUGGACGUGGAGGUGGACGUGGACGUGGACGUGGACGUGGACGUGGACGUGGACAUGGACGUGGACGUGGACAUGGACGUGGACGUGGACCUGGACGUGGACGUGGACACGGACGUGGACACGGACGUGGACGUGGACGUGGACGUGGACGUGGACAUGGACGUGGACGUGGACGUGGAGGAGGACAUGGACGUGGACAUGGACGUGGACGUGGACGUGGACGCGGACGUGGACGUGGACGUGGACGUGGACGCGGACAUCGACGUGGACGUGGACAUGGAGGACUUGGAUGUGGACAUGGACGUGGACGUGGACGUGGACGUGGACAUGGACGUGGACAUGGACGUGGACGUGGACAUGGACGUGGAUGUGGACGUGGACGUGGACAUGGACGUGGCAUGGACGUGGACAUGA
This is a messenger RNA of Closterium sp. NIES-65, 861 nucleotides long. The record is from the annotation of a GenBank genome assembly. Lineage: Eukaryota; Viridiplantae; Streptophyta; Zygnematophyceae; Desmidiales; Closteriaceae.